Messenger RNA from Staurois parvus, 340 nucleotides. The record is from the annotation of a GenBank genome assembly. NCBI's taxonomy places the organism in Eukaryota, Metazoa, Chordata, Amphibia, Anura, Ranidae.
UCAUGCUGCUGCCAGGUCCAGAGUGUCUCAUGGGUCCCUGUACGGCCUCCUAUUGCUGCUGUCUCCAUCGCCACACUGUGUCAUGUGCCACUUUCAGGUCUCCUCACACUGCUGGUGGGUUCCAUUUUGUCAUAGGUGCUGGCAGAUUACGGGCCUCCCAUUGCUGCUGCCAGGCCCCGUAAUCUGCCAUGGGCCCCUGUACCGCCUCCUCAUGCUGCUGCCAGGUCCAGAGUGUCUCAUGGGUCCCUGUACGGCCUCCUAUUGCUGCUGUCUCCAUCGCCACACUGUGUCAUGUGCCACUUUCAGGUCUCCUCACACUGCUGGUGGGUUCCAUUUUGUC